CGGCACACUCCUCCCAUCCUCUCCCCUUCUCUUCGGUUGGCGGCCGGCGGCUGGCGGCUGGCGCCGGAGGCCGGACGAAGAGGCAGAGGAGAGAUCACCGGAUGGCGUAGCCCCCGCUCACUUCCCGUUCGUUGAGGCAGCAGGGCAGCCACUUCCUGCUCGAACUCGACACGCUUCCCUGGUCGGCGACACCCUUCCGUCGUGGGCUCUCAGUCGGACGGCGACCCUCAAGCUCCACACCCCUGUGGCCCUGUAACCCUCAAGCUCGACGCCCAGAUCCCCUGCGGCGAAGCCCUUCUACCCGUGAGUCAAGUCCCAGUCCGGCUGCUCUGCUUCCCAGCUGCUCCUUCAAUCCGGCUUCGGCAGCUCACUUCUCACCACGGUUCAGCACCUCAACAAGGUAUUAGUUAGUCAUGGUGUUCAGCAAGGUGGAAGUUAACUUGAGAAGGCUGCUUGAGGCGGCCCCCCGCCAGCAGAAUCAGGCUAAGCUUGUCCAUUACAUAACCACAGCCAGGGAGCUGUUGGAGCAACUUGGAGCUGAAAUUACACCAGAAGGAAUAUCAAGCCUGCAAGCUGCACUCUGUGUUCCAGCUAGCAUUUUGUUGAGGAUCCAUAGUUACAGAAAGAAAUACAGCCGUGUUUCAAAAGCUAAGCUCAGUGAGUAUUCAGAAAAGAUUGAAGCACUAGCUGCCACGCUUGCUUCUCUAGUGCCAGAAAAUGAAAAUCUGGUUGAUGAGAGUAGAGAACAAGACAGCUCUUAUGAAAGAGAAAAGGUCGGGAGUCCAAUAUCCUUAUCAUCAGGACUGCGGAGGAGAUCGACGGCUCAGAUGGAGGUUGGACCAAGCAGUCAUGAAAGAAAAGAAAGAGACACUGGAGCACCUAUUAAAUUGGAUGCAGAAGCUCAGGCUCAUAUUGAGAAGCAUAGGAAGCUGCAAGAAGAUCUGACUGACGAAAUGGUUGACUUAGCACGCCAGCUGAAGGAGAGUAGCCUUUUAAUGAACCAAUCCGUGCAAGAUACAGAGAAGAUCCUCGAUUCCACGGAGAGAGCCGUGGAACAUAGCCUGGCGAGUACUGGCCGUGCAACGGCGCGAGCCUCGGAGGUCUACUCGCUGGCCUCCAAGACGAGCUGCUUCCAGUGGUUGCUCAUCUUUUUAAUGACCUGCAUGUUUGUCAUGGUGGUUCUGCUCAUACGGAUCACCUGAUGUCGGUCGCCAUGGCGUGUCACCAGUGGCCGCUAAGAUAGUAGUGAAGUCUUGUAAACGGUCCUUGUAUGAAGAUAAACUUGAACCCGUGUUCCAGAGGAGCAUUGUUGCUCAACUCAACAUGGUUAUGCAGUUUGCUGAAGAAAGAUGUCCCAUUGGGAGAAUGCACCCAGGCCCACUGUUAGUUAAUUUUGGAAACACCAAAUGUUUUUGAAAAUGUGAAUCUAGAAAUUUUGGUCCAAAA
Molecule: messenger RNA, 1446 nt
Organism: Aegilops tauschii subsp. strangulata
Lineage: Eukaryota; Viridiplantae; Streptophyta; Magnoliopsida; Poales; Poaceae
Biological process (GO): retrograde vesicle-mediated transport, Golgi to endoplasmic reticulum
Cellular component (GO): endoplasmic reticulum; SNARE complex
Molecular function (GO): SNAP receptor activity
Source: RefSeq, a predicted model, not a curated record